Messenger RNA from Harpegnathos saltator (Jerdon's jumping ant), 3588 nucleotides. RefSeq names its product cilia- and flagella-associated protein 251. Gene Ontology annotation, cellular component: motile cilium. NCBI's taxonomy places the organism in Eukaryota, Metazoa, Arthropoda, Insecta, Hymenoptera, Formicidae. The coding region runs from base 533 to 3508 and encodes 991 amino acids. The record is from RefSeq and is a predicted model, not a curated record. Gene Ontology annotation, molecular function: protein binding. The transcript is spliced from 19 exons.
ACGUGCUAUAAUAAAAUGUUAAAUUUGAAUGAAUACUAUAAUAAAAUGUUAAAAGACAAAAAGAUCACAUUUAUGGUAUGUGCCUGUCGCUUUUCUCUACGAAUAAGAACAGACAUCCUCUGUUAUCAUUGAUGUCAAUAAGCGGGAAUCGUUGAAUCCACCUCGAUUUUAUCUCUGCAGGUAUCCACUAAUCUUAUCCCUAAUCAUUAUAUUCUGUAUCAUACACUCUUGAAAAAGGUAAAAAAGAUUCCUUGUCAUUUAUAUUCAAAUAAAAACAAAGACCGAGCGCAAGUCCAAAUUCUUCAUCAGUUUCACCGUUAAAUUUACAAUCAGGUUUGACGUGAAAUAACGAUGUGUACGACUACGGCUUCGUCUGUCCCCGAUGCGGACGCCAAGGAAGAUAUCGAAAAUAUUGAUGCAGAUGUGAAGAAAAAAUACCAACAAACAGCGAAACAUGAUCUUUAUCCGUUCGUAAGUGAACGAACAAAAUACAUAACGUACUGAUACAUUGUUCUCACUAUUAUAAAUCGUUAUGUUUCCUCAGAAAUUACGGUGGUCUUUCGGGAUUAAUCCGGGAGUGCCGAUGAUAAAUCUCACUACGGACAAUCGCACGUUAUUAGCAUACGCCUGCUCACAUGUGGUCAUGAUGUAUGAUUACAGCUCUAAGACAGUAUCGCCGCUUCAAGGCCACGUCGGUAUACGUAUAGUUUUGCGGCGAAAUGUGUUAUUUCCGCGCCGUUUUUUGUCGGUAUUAAUGAAAGAGGUUUUUGCUUUGUUAUUUAGCAAAAUGCACCGACUUCGAGGACAAUUGCGUGGUGACUCGGCUGAUGUAUUGUUCCGAUUUGAAAUAUUUAAUGCAAUCGUUGAAAUACGCAGAGUUCCCGUUUGCACUCUAUUUAAGCCGCACGGCAGCGAAGGCAUGACGGCUGCUCGUAUCAGUCCGAACGCCAAGUACAUCGUCACCGUCGGCAGCGAAAAGUGCCAGAAUGUGUAUUUCUGGUUGUGGACUUACAGCAAGGAUCAACCAAACGCGUCGGUCUCGUUGAUUGAUACAAUGUCCGAACGCGUCAAGGAAGUAACUUUUAACGACGAAUAUCCGGAACAAUUUGCAUUGACGACCGAUUAUCACGUUCUGUUCCUAACUUGGGACGGUGAUGCUUUGAGCUACGAUUGCCCGAAAAUUGCGACAAAACUUCAACGUAUUGGAAUCUUUAAUGGGUCUUGCUAUGUUUCGAAGAUACAGCAAGUAUUCACAGCGACUGCAAACGGAUGUAUUUUAGUGUGGGGCAAUGUCUCUCCCGAGGAAGAACGCGAGGCUAAUAAUUCUAAUUAUAGAAAGAAGAAAAAAAAGAAACAUAUCAAGACUGUUAAUUUACAGAAAUGCAAUAUCACUGUUAUUAUCGAUAACCAGAGCAUGCUCGUUACGGGGAAUUCGGACGGUCGUGUCGCUUUCUACGAUUAUCAAUUGAAACUUUUGUAUUGGUACGAAAAUUGCGAUCUCGACUCUAUUCGAUGGAUAAGCUUCGAUCUUCGAUCCGAUUUGCAAGUUUCAAUACCUGCAAAGUCUAAUCAUUUACCGACGGAUGCUACUCUACAAUGCUCGCCGUUUAAUGUCCGAAAAUUCCUUGCAUGUAAAACAAUUAUUUUGCAAUGUUCUUUUAUGGGAGUAAUUGUAUCGAUAGACAUUUUUAAGCAAAAGUGUCAUCCUGUGUUGCGUCAUUCGGUUGUGGCCGCAACCAGCUUGGAUACUCAUCCAGAAAAAACCUUCAACUAUAGCAAUUACGUCAUUGUGGGGGACGCAGAGGGCACUGUGUACUUGUACAAUCAUGAAAAACUCGUCCUGACGACGUUCAGAAGUACUUUAGACCUUCAAUCGAUUCUCGAGAAACAGAUAAUGAGUGAAAACAUUGCUUAUGUUACCUGCCCGCAAAAUGAUGAAUCUCUGAAAGCCGUUACAGCUCUUAAAUUCUCACCAAGAUGCGAUAUGUUGGUAUGCGGUUUGGAAAACGGGUCACUUUGGGUUCUGCAUCAUAUUACCCUGGAUCUAUUGAAUGAAAUAUCGUACAAACAUUCUGCGGCGGCUAUUAAUAAAAUCACCUUCACGCAGUGUGCCGAAUAUAUGGCUUACGCUGACAAUGCGCAGACAGUAGUGGUAUUUAAGAGAAAUAAUAUCUUCUCCUCAGACGAUCAUGGUACAUGGAACUUGAUAGGAAAAUAUCACUCACAUUAUUUAUCCAUUAGGGAUAUACUUUUUAGUCCAGUCCAUGUGUCUGAUUAUAAAGUGCCUCGGUUUUUUUCCUUGGGAGAGGAUCAAGAACUUGUCGAAUAUGAUCUCGAACACAGCGGACCAUAUCCAGAACCAGGACUUAAAAUUUUGCACAUCGAGCGAAUCGAACAUUCUGCUACUCCUCUUUGUUUAGCGUGGUAUCCCAAGUGUGGCAAUGAAAACUUCCUUAUGAUCUCAAACUCUGAGUAUAAGUACAAGAUCUUCGAUGACGUUACUAAAAUGAUUCGUGGUACUUACUUAGGGCCAACAAUAGGAAAACCAGUACAACGUUUUCAAGUCGUAACAGACAAACUAGUGGACGAUAAAGGCUACAUGGUAUUUGCGACCGAUAAGGAAAUCGGUCUUCAGCUUCUACCUUUGGACGGCAAUCCUUAUAAGAUUCACAGUAUGACCGGUCAUUCGCAAAAAAUAGUGGAUAUUUCCGUCAGUAGCAAUAAGGAAAUCAUGUUUACCAUAGGCCAUAACGAUUCGUGUGUCUUAAUGUGGGAAAUCAAUCUCAAAUCUAUUAACACAAUGGCGCAAUUAGGCGGACGAGGAAUCUCGCCUUUCUAUUGCCUCAUUGAAGGUGGGAAAAAAGGUUGGCUGAUGAGUGAGAUGAAAGAUUUGUUUUAUUAUGCUCAGAUAUUGCAUCAAGGAGAAAAUACAACCGUUGCUAGAGUUAUUACUGAUACUGUGACCGUCGAGAAGAUUCCAAAUCUUAUGCGAGCUAUCGGAUAUUAUCCCAGCAACAAAGAGAUAGAGAACAUUAUGAAAGAAAUAUGCUACAAAUAUUACGCUGAAACCGGUAAACUCCAUGAAGCAGUCACGUUUGAGGAAUUUGUACGACUCUAUGUGAAUCAUCGACCAGCAUUCGGACUCACCAUAGACCAUAUGAAGGAGAUUUUUUCUACUUUCACAGAAGAGGAUUCCGUCAACGUAGAGGAAUCUUCUUUAACACGAGAGCAAUUUGUAGAUAUAUUAUUUGGUAGAAUAACAUCGAAAGUUUCUUUUGAAGAUCAGAAACUUGUCGGUGAACCGUUGUCUUUCCAAGAAGCAUAUACAUAUCUCAAACUACUUGCGUCAUUCAAUGACAAAAUAACCGAAAUUGACCCACUGAGUUCGUUGCGGAGAUCUACGUUAUUCGACUUUAAUUUUCUUCCAUCGAGAAUAUCUUACAAAGAUUUCAUGGACAUCAUGGGUGUUGAAUUGCCAGAGGGAGGAAACUAUAGGGCUGACAAUUGAGGAAUCAGCGUGACAGUUACUUUGUAGUAUCGGUACUCUAAGAGGCGUCGUUUAUAGCUGUGUCGUACCGUUGUAACGAG